Planococcus citri (citrus mealybug) is the source of this 1216-nucleotide messenger RNA. RefSeq lists its product as uncharacterized. The record is from RefSeq and is a predicted model, not a curated record. NCBI's taxonomy places the organism in Eukaryota, Metazoa, Arthropoda, Insecta, Hemiptera, Pseudococcidae. The coding region runs from base 42 to 1001 and encodes 319 amino acids. The transcript is spliced from 2 exons.
ACACAUUUUUUGUUCAGUAAAAAAGUGAAACAGCAACAAGCAUGAAUUUCAGUGCGUUAUUCAAGGCAUUCACAUUUUUCACUCAACUCAUGGUGAUUAUUUUCGUGACUGUGGAAUCGAUAUCUGUGGAUUUUGAACCAAGCGGGAAGAAAUCGUCUGCAACUACAGAUAAUCUCGAUCUUCGCCACAACGGCGACAAUGGCGAAACCAUUAAUAACAAUAAAUCUGGUCCCGUUCAUCACACCAUAUUGGCUGCUUCAGUUUCAGACGAGUCAAAAAAUAAUGCACAAAAAAACAUUUCAGCUUUAUCCAUGAAACGAGAAAUCACAUCAUAUCUUCUGUCAAUACGAUCUGGCAUCUCUCCUGAAACAUAUGAUUACUUAUCAACAGAUGUACUAUCGGAAGUCGAUCUCUUUCGAUAUUCGAUGCGUAAAACAAAGAACUCAUCUUUAACGUAUAUCAUGAAAGUUAUCUUGGAAGUGAACAAUCUUUUGAAUUCAAAUACACUUCCUGAGAGCUACAUUCCCUAUGUUCGAGCUCUGAGAUCAAUUCUCAGGAUUCAGAUUAAACUGGCAGGCUCCAAAGAAGACAUUUUAAAAAUUCAGAAGACAUGUCUGGCAAACCUAAAAGACUGUUCAUCCAUACCAUCUGAUAUAUUAUCACCACCAGAACUAUCUGGUACCGGAUUAUUUUCUUAUGACAUCGUCUCUGAUCCUAAUCCGCCUCUCCGUCUUUUCAAUAAAUUAGUCCGUAUUCCAAAAAUAAGCAUUCUAAAUUUGAGAACGCGUUUGGAAAAUUUUAAUCAAAGAGUAGAAAAGUCAUACAAAUUCGCUCGUCAGGUAUGGUGGCCAUACACUUGGUAUGGUCGUAGUUUGAGAACAUGUGUUGAUGAAGAAUCCGUUUUUGACGAAUUAAGACGUGACAUGAACUACCUUCAACUUGUAUCAACAGCUGCAAAAAAUUCGAUUCAUGAUGACCGAAUUGAAAAUGAAACAAAUUGACUAGCCUUUUCUAUUUGCAUUAUAGAUAUCAUUUCAUAUGGUCGCUAUACCAAUGAUUCAUUUAUAUUACUUUGUUACUACAAUGAGUGAAAAUUUGAACUCAUAAAUAGAGGAAGCAAGGCAAAUCCAAAUGUUAGGUAACUCAUCUGAUACAAUCAUAAACACCCAUAUUCCCAGUAUUGGGGCCAUAUACACACUUUUGCAUGUAUAGCUAC